Teleopsis dalmanni is the source of this 733-nucleotide messenger RNA. RefSeq lists its product as uncharacterized. NCBI's taxonomy places the organism in Eukaryota, Metazoa, Arthropoda, Insecta, Diptera, Diopsidae. The record is from RefSeq and is a predicted model, not a curated record. The coding region runs from base 155 to 733 and encodes 192 amino acids. The transcript has 5 exons.
ACCAAUACUUCGUAAUUGCUUUUUUUCGAAUUAGCCCAUAAAUCACAUUAUCGCCACUUGUGUGCACAUCAAACAAAGGAGGACAAGUACGGAGCCACAUCAUUGAUACAAUCGUGCAUUCAACUACUAAACUCGGGUUGACCAGCACAUUAUUAUGAACAAGAAACCACCUUUGCCGCUAUCAGCAUUCAUUGGCCCCCAAUCGAGUACAGCAAGCAGCAGUGGCAGCGGUGGCGCUUCAAUGUGUUUCCCUACGCCUAGUAAGAAUGAAAAGCAACGUGACCACCACUCAGGUGGUCUUUGCGGUUGCCAAAAGGCACCCAAAUCACAUUGCAUAUCUGCGACAGGUGUUUUAUUGUUGGUGCUGCUUUAUACGGCCAUGGGUUCCAUUAUAUUCGUUACACUUGAGGGUGAGCUGGAAGACACAAGCUCAUUGGAGACGGCCGUAGCUGCCUCAAAACCAUAUCCGCGCACGGAAUUGGCCAACGCUGAAAUAAGAUCGAGAACGGUUGAUCGCCUGUGGUCGAUUACAGAAGACUUAAAUAUUUUAUACAAAGAAAAUUGGACGCGUUUGGCAGCACAGGAAGUACAACAUUUCCAGGAUACAUUGUUACGUGCUGUGCGCCAAUCGAAAAUUUAUCAGCCUGGUGUGCAAAUAAAUCCACCAACGCAUAAAUGGACCUAUGCCUCAGCUUUUCUUUAUUCCUUGACGUUGAUUACAACAAUAGACUAA